Mus pahari (shrew mouse) is the source of this 4075-nucleotide messenger RNA. It is a transcript of the gene Aebp1, whose product is annotated as AE binding protein 1. Lineage: Eukaryota; Metazoa; Chordata; Mammalia; Rodentia; Muridae. The record is from RefSeq and is a predicted model, not a curated record. Gene Ontology annotation, molecular function: zinc ion binding; DNA-binding transcription repressor activity, RNA polymerase II-specific; metallocarboxypeptidase activity. Bases 287 to 3670 code for a protein of 1127 amino acids. The transcript is spliced from 21 exons. Gene Ontology annotation, biological process: negative regulation of transcription by RNA polymerase II; proteolysis.
GGAAACCCGAAGCCCCCGCCCCGGCCAGGCCGUCGCAAGCGCUCUGGAGGGCGGUCCGCGUGAGAGCUAGCCACGCGGGGCAGGAGCGCCCAGUUGCCGCCGGAGCUGGGCCCGCUAGAACCUCUCCUGGAACCCCUCGUUCUCCUCGAAUCUCCCUCUCCCACCGUUUUCUGGAUACCCUUGACGUCCACGUUCCUUGCGCCCUUUCCCGCCCCCACGCGGGGCGCCGCCCCUGCCACCCAAGUCCCUGCCCAAGCCCACCCGGCUCCCGCGCGCGUCCAGAGCCAUGGCUCCGGUGCGCACCGCAUCCCUGCUCUGCGGCCUCCUGGCACUGCUGGCGCUGUGCCCCGAGGGGAGCCCACAGACAGUGCUGACGGACGACGAGAUCGAGGAGUUCCUCGAAGGCUUCCUUUCGGAGCUGGAGACCCAGUCCCCGCCCCGGGAAGACGACGUGGAAGUCCAGCCGCUUCCCGAACCCACCCAGCGUCCCCGCAAAUCCAAGGCAGGGGGCAAGCAGCGGGCAGAUGCAGAAGUCCCUCCAGAAAAGAACAAAGACAAAGAAAAGAAAGGAAAGAAGGACAAAGGCCCCAAAGCCACAAAACACCUGGAGGGCUCUGCCAGGCCCACCAAGAAACCGAAGGAGAAGCCACCCAAGGCCACCAAGAAGCCCAAAGAGAAGCCACCCAAGGCCACCAAGAAGCCCAAGGAGAAGCCACCCAAGGCCACCAAGAAGCCUAAGGAGAAGCCACCCAAGGCCACUAAGAGACCCUCGGCAGGAAAGAAGUUCUCAACUGUGGCCCCCUUAGAAACACUGGAGCGGUUACUCCCCUCACCCUCCAACCCCAGCGCCCAGGAGCUACCACAGGAGAGAGACAGAACCUUCCCAAACGUCUGGCAAGGUCAAGGAGAAGAGACCCAGGUGGAGGCCAAGCAGCACCGGCCGGAGCCAGAGGAGGAGACGGAGAUGCCCACACUCGACUACAAUGACCAGAUAGAGAGGGAAGAUUACGAGGACUUUGAGUACAUCCGUCGCCAGAAGCAGCCCAGGCCAACACCCAGCAGGAAGAGGCUCUGGCCAGAGCGCCCCGAGGAGAAGACCGAAGAGCCAGAGGAAACAAAGGAAGUUGAGCCACCUCUGAAGCCCCUGCUGCCUCCGGACUAUGGGGAUAGCUACUUGAUCCCCAACUAUGAUGACUUGGACUAUUAUUUCCCCCACCCUCCACCGCAGAAGCCUGAUGCUGGACAAGAGGUGGACGAGGAAAAGGAAGAGAUGAAGAAGCCCAAAAAGGAGGGCAGUAGCCCCAAGGAGGACACAGAGGACAAGUGGACCGUGGAGAAAAACAAGGACCACAAAGCAGGGCCCCGGAAGGGCGAGGAGCUGGAGGAGGAGUGGGCACCAGUGGAGAAAAUCAAGUGCCCGCCUAUUGGGAUGGAGUCACACCGUAUUGAGGACAACCAGAUCCGUGCCUCCUCUAUGCUGCGCCAUGGCCUCGGAGCCCAGCGGGGCCGGCUCAACAUGCAGGCUGGUGCCAACGAAGAUGACUACUAUGACGGGGCAUGGUGUGCAGAGGACGAGUCGCAGACCCAGUGGAUAGAGGUGGACACCCGAAGGACGACUCGGUUCACGGGCGUCAUCACUCAGGGCCGGGACUCCAGCAUCCAUGACGACUUCGUGACUACCUUCUUCGUGGGCUUCAGCAAUGACAGCCAGACCUGGGUGAUGUACACCAAUGGCUACGAGGAAAUGACCUUCCAUGGGAAUGUGGACAAGGACACACCCGUGCUGAGCGAGCUCCCCGAGCCAGUUGUGGCCCGUUUCAUCCGCAUCUAUCCACUCACUUGGAACGGUAGCCUGUGCAUGCGCCUGGAGGUGCUGGGCUGCCCCGUGACCCCUGUCUACAGCUACUACGCACAGAACGAGGUGGUAACUACGGACAGCCUGGACUUCCGGCACCACAGCUACAAGGACAUGCGUCAGCUGAUGAAGGCUGUCAAUGAGGAGUGUCCCACAAUCACCCGCACCUACAGCCUGGGCAAGAGUUCACGAGGGCUCAAGAUCUACGCGAUGGAAAUCUCGGACAACCCUGGGGAACAUGAGCUGGGGGAGCCCGAGUUCCGCUACACAGCUGGGAUCCACGGCAAUGAGGUGCUAGGCCGAGAGCUCCUGCUCCUCCUCAUGCAGUACCUGUGCCAGGAGUACCGCGAUGGGAACCCGAGAGUGCGCAACCUGGUGCAGGACACGCGCAUCCACCUGGUGCCCUCGCUGAACCCUGAUGGCUAUGAGGUGGCAGCGCAGAUGGGCUCAGAGUUUGGGAACUGGGCACUGGGGCUGUGGACCGAGGAGGGCUUUGACAUCUUCGAGGACUUCCCAGAUCUCAACUCUGUGCUCUGGGCAGCUGAGGAGAAGAAAUGGGUCCCCUACAGGGUCCCGAACAAUAACUUGCCAAUCCCCGAACGUUACCUGUCCCCAGAUGCCACGGUCUCCACAGAAGUCCGGGCCAUUAUUUCCUGGAUGGAGAAGAACCCCUUUGUGCUGGGUGCAAAUCUGAACGGUGGUGAGCGGCUUGUGUCUUACCCCUAUGACAUGGCCCGGACACCUAGCCAGGAGCAGCUGUUGGCUGAGGCACUGGCAGCUGCCCGUGGAGAAGAUGAUGACGGGGUAUCUGAGGCCCAGGAGACUCCGGAUCACGCCAUUUUCCGCUGGCUGGCCAUCUCGUUUGCCUCUGCCCACCUCACCAUGACGGAGCCCUACCGAGGAGGGUGCCAAGCCCAGGACUACACCAGCGGCAUGGGCAUUGUCAACGGGGCCAAGUGGAAUCCUCGCUCUGGGACUUUCAAUGACUUCAGCUACCUGCACACAAACUGUCUGGAGCUCUCCGUAUACCUGGGCUGUGACAAGUUCCCCCACGAGAGCGAGCUGCCCCGAGAGUGGGAGAACAACAAAGAAGCGUUGCUCACCUUCAUGGAGCAGGUGCACCGUGGCAUUAAGGGCGUGGUGACAGAUGAGCAAGGCGUCCCCAUUGCCAAUGCCACCAUCUCCGUGAGUGGCAUCAACCACGGCGUGAAGACAGCAAGUGGAGGUGACUACUGGCGCAUUCUGAACCCGGGUGAGUACCGUGUGACAGCUCAUGCAGAGGGUUACACCUCGAGUGCCAAGAUCUGCAACGUGGACUACGAUAUUGGGGCCACCCAGUGCAACUUUAUCCUGGCUCGAUCCAAUUGGAAGCGCAUUCGGGAGAUCUUGGCUAUGAACGGGAACCGUCCCAUUCUCCGAGUUGACCCCUCACGACCCAUGACCCCCCAACAGCGGCGCAUGCAGCAGCGCCGUCUACAGUACCGGCUCCGCAUGAGGGAACAGAUGCGGCUGCGUCGCCUCAAUUCUACAGCAGGCCCUGCCACAAGCCUCGCUCCUGCCCCUACGCCUCCCCCUUCCCCUACACCAGCCAUUACCUCGAGGCCUUGGGAAGUUCUACCUACUACUACCGCAGGCUGGGAGGAGUCGGAGACUGAGACCUACACAGAAGUAGUGACAGAGUUUGAGACAGAGUAUGGGACUGACCUAGAGGUGGAGGGGAUAGAGGAGGAGGAGGAGGAGGAAGAGAUGGACACAGGCCUCACAUUUCCAUUCACAACAGUGGAGACCUACACGGUGAACUUUGGGGACUUCUGAGACUGGGAUCUCAAAGCCCUGCCCAAUUCAAACUAAGGCAGACUCUCCCAAGCCUUGCUGGAAGACAUAGCCAUCAGAUGUCCCUGGGUGGACCCCACUCCCCCAGAAUGGGACAUCAAAGCCACUGGGACCCCAAAACCAGAGUCUAUGCGGACUCUGGUCUACCCGCCCCAGUUCUACCUGCCAGUCUUUGGGAGGGGCAGGUGAGGAAGCCAAUGUCACACACCAAUAAAACAAGCUCAUGACAUCACCUUCCCCUGUUCUGACUGGCUGGACAAGAGGCUGGCUUGCUGGCUGCUCUCCCCACCUGUCCCAUCCCACACAUGCCCAAGUGCACGAGGUUAGGACCUGUGAAAAAUUCAUGUUUUAUUUACAGGGCUUGCAUUGCACGGGUGAUGUCUUGAG